CCGAUUCUCAGAAGCUACGGCAAAUUAUUGUCACAGACGAAACCGGCCGGCCGGAUAAGUUUCCGGACGCAGAUCGAGAUAGCUGACAGCCAGCGCGCGGCGACGACGUCGUCCAUGUCGGUGGGCAGCAAGUCGCUGCCGGCGCGGCGGCGCGGCAACGAGGGACAUGAGAACGGCGACGGCGCCGCGGUGAGGGAGGAGGAGGGCGACAUGGCCACGGGCGGCGGCGGUAGCAGGAGCAGGAAGCAGAAGGCGAAGCGGUACGACCGCUGGUUCUCGGGGCUGGAGCUCAGCAUCGGGCCGGGCUCGUUGAAGGACGUGGACGCCGGGAAGCUCAAGGGCCAGAUCAAGAAGUGGGCGAAGGCCGUCGUCGCCUUUGCGCGCCAGAUCAGCUUCGGCUCGCCGAGGUCCGCGCGCACGCCCGGCGGCGGCGGCGGCGGCGACGACGACGACACGCCGCGAUCAGCCCCGUCGUCGUUGCGGGCGUCCAGGUCCUCCAGCCGCCUCGGUGCCCGUGGUGGUGCCAAAGAAGGAGCCUUCGACGUGAGAGCUUGAUGCGUGGACAAUUUCUUGGCCUGCGACCUGUACAGGACUACAAGUAUGAAUCUACAGUAGCAUUAGAGUCUUCUUUCUUUUUUCUUUUUCUUCACAGACAAAAACAAUUUGUUUCGUUCUUGCCUAGAUGCGCAGACUACAACUGCACGCUACUAUGUACAGCAUGAGGGUUUGAUUUAUUCUUUCUUUUCCCUUUUUUUUCGAAAAUAAAAAAAAUCACUCUUCUCUAGAUGCAAGACUAUAUAGACUCAAGGCUACCUCAUUGUACAACAAGAAUUUGAUCUAUCUUUUUUCUUUCAAUUUUCAUAAAAAAUAAUAAUUUCAUUCAUUUCUUGCCUAGAUGCCACGCUUUUCUGUUUCUUGAUGUUGUUGUUGUUUGAUAUAUGUCAAAUGUAUCGGUUGUACUAUUCAUCCAUUUGUGGAUACACACUUAAUAGUAUUUCUUUCUGGUU
This is a messenger RNA of Sorghum bicolor (sorghum), 1007 nucleotides long. RefSeq lists its product as uncharacterized. The record is from RefSeq and is a predicted model, not a curated record. Lineage: Eukaryota; Viridiplantae; Streptophyta; Magnoliopsida; Poales; Poaceae. The coding region runs from base 115 to 555 and encodes 146 amino acids. The transcript has a single exon.